AUGGCUCCUCGCCAGUUUCGUGAUUAUGAGGCGGAUAAGGCUGAGAUAACUCGGUUCCUUAAGGAGUUUCACAAGUCGGAAAAGGAUGGAGAAAAGUAUUUUCCAUACCUUGAACAAUUGUCCAAACUUGCGAAUCGUAAGGAAAAUGUAAUUCGUAUUUCUUUGGAUGAUCUUUGGGAUAUGAACGAGGAGCUGACAACAGCUGUUGAAAUAAAUACUACUCGUUUUCAGAGGCUUUUUUCUGAAGCUAUCGAUGAUCUUAUUCCCGAUUAUCGCGAGGGAGAGGCACAAAUUCAUGAUGUUUUGGACAUAUUUAUCGAUCACAGGAUCAGAAUGGAGCAAAGAAUGCACACCGAGGAUAUUGGUGGUGAAUCACCACCACAGGGUCAGGCGGUCGAUCAGCCAAACUCAACUGAAAUGCGGGAAAUCAGAGCUAAAUUUCCACCAGAACUUUUGAGGCGCUAUGAAGUCUAUUUCACGGCAAGAUCAACGUUUAAACCAAUGAGUGUCAGGAAAGUUUUAGCAUCUAGUAUUGGUCAUUUGAUUCAAGUUCGUGGUAUUGUGUCUCGUACUACGGAAGUCAAACCACUUCUUCGUGUUGCUACCUAUACGUGUGAUAGGUGUGGUGCUGAAACCUAUCAGGAAAUCACUAGUUCGAGCUUUAUGCCACUUAUGCUGUGCCAAACACCUGCUUGCAAAGCUGCAGGAGCGGGAAGCGCUGGACAACUUCAAUUGCAGACUCGAGGGUCUAAAUUCGAAAAGUUUCAGGAAAUUCGCAUCCAAGAGUUGUCUGAUCAAGUUCCAGUGGGCAAUAUCCCUCGUGGCUUGACUGUUUACACUCACGGAGAAAACACGAGACUUGUGCAACCUGGUGAUCAUGUUUUAAUCACUGGUGUAUUCCUGCCUUCAGCUCGUGGCACAGUUGCAGGUCGUGCGGCUUCUGCUAUGAGUGGAACGACUGGUGCCCUCUUAGCUGACACCUUCUUGGACGCCCACUUCAUAAUCCAGUUGAGCAAAUCAGAAUCAAACUUGGAUGAAGAACCCACUGAAGCUGAGAUUGAAAGGCUACAAGAUCCUGACAUGUAUAGUCUGAUGGCUCAGUCAGUUGCUCCAGAAAUUUACGGUCAUGAGGAUGUCAAGAAGGCUCUUUUACUUCUUCUUGUUGGAGGUGUUGAGAUUCGACCACAAGCUGGCCUCCGUAUCCGUGGAAACAUCAAUAUCUGUCUCAUGGGUGACCCUGGUGUUGCCAAGUCACAACUAUUGGGUUUCGUCUAUCGUCUGAGUCCACGUUCACAGUAUACUACUGGUCGUGGUAGCUCUGGUGUUGGUCUGACUGCUGCAGUUACUAAAGAUCCCUUCACAGGAGAAAUGACUCUUGAAGGAGGCGCUUUGGUUCUUGCUGAUCAAGGCGUAUGUUGCAUCGAUGAAUUUGACAAGAUGGCUGAAUUUGAUCGCACUGCAAUCCAUGAGGUCAUGGAACAGCAGACCAUCAGUAUCGCCAAGGCGGGUAUCCUGACCACCCUCAACGCGCGUGUCGCGCUUUUGGCCGCAGCUAACCCUGCCUACGGACGAUAUAACCCACAUCGAUCUGUCGAACAAAACGUUGACUUGCCCGCCGCUUUGCUCUCCCGCUUCGAUCUCCUUUGGCUCAUCCAAGAUCGUCCUGACAGAGAGAAUGACAUGCGUCUUGCUCAACACAUUGCCUACGUCCAUUCACACGGUUCAGCACCCACUAACGCUGCAGCCAGUGACGCUGCAGGUCACGCAUCGGGUCGUCUCCUUUCCCUAGCUGAACUCCGUCGUCUGAUCGCCGUAGCCCGAUCCCAGCCUGAACCCGUUGUACCAGCCUACUUGGCUGAUUAUCUUGUGGGGGCGUAUGUGGAGAUGCGAAAAGAGGCUCGUGUCAACAAAGAGAUGACUUACACCAGUGCAAGAACCCUCUUAGCUAUUAUGCGUCUGUCUACUGCCAGGGCUCGUUUGAGGGUUGCCAGUGAGGUCACAAAAGCUGAUAUCGAUGAGGCUAUGCGCUUGAUGGAGGCAUCCCGAGCAUCUGUCAGUAACCCGGUCGGUGGGCCACGUGAUCGUAAUCGCCCGGUGUCGUAUAAGGACCAGAUAUACGCAGUCAUUCGUGAAUUGCUUGGAAUGGGUGGUGGUAGCACUCGUUUAACUGACGUUAUGGAGCGCUGUGCCAACAAAGGCUUUACUCCAAAUCAAGUCAACGAGGUUGUUGAUGCCUAUGAAAAUCUCAACGUUUGGCAGGUUAAUAUGGGCCGCACUCGUAUCACUGCUGUCGCCUAG
Molecule: messenger RNA, 2298 nt
Organism: Rodentolepis nana
Lineage: Eukaryota; Metazoa; Platyhelminthes; Cestoda; Cyclophyllidea; Hymenolepididae
Source: the annotation of a GenBank genome assembly